Messenger RNA from Monosiga brevicollis MX1, 615 nucleotides. RefSeq lists its product as uncharacterized. The record is from RefSeq and is a predicted model, not a curated record. The transcript has 4 exons. Lineage: Eukaryota; Choanoflagellata; Craspedida; Salpingoecidae. Bases 1 to 615 code for a protein of 204 amino acids.
AUGGAGGUAGUCGAUCAUGUUGUCGAGGCGCUCACUGGAGAAGCUGCCACCCCAGCCGAGAACACGCGCAAGGUCGUUUCCGGUGCCCAACGGAAGCACGCCCAGCUGGCACUAUCCAAGCACAAUGAUAUGCACCCGGAACACACGAUGCCGAAUUGUCCGCCCAAAAUUGGCAGAGGUGUACGAGCACAAGCUGCGGGAAUCGGCGACGGGGCGACCUACAUGACGAAUGCCGUGCUUAUCAAGUUCGUGCAGGAUCCAACCAAUUGUGCCAUCGCCGCCACAACCGAGAGCGCGAAAAUAGCGAAGCAUGCCCAUGAUGCGAACUCCGUCGUUGUUGCCGGAGCGGGUGUUGACAAAUACCACCAGCGGGGAGAUGUGAGGAAUGACGUAAGCUCAAACAAGAACAAGAACAAGAACAAGAACAAGAACAAGAACAAGAACAAGAACAAGAACAAGAACAAGAACAAGAACAAGAACAAGAACAAGAACAAGAACAAGAACAAGACCAAGAACAAGAACAAGAACAAGAACAAGAGAACAAGAACAAGAACAAGAACAAGAACAAGACCAACAACAAUAACAACAACAAUAACAACAAUAACAACAACAUAA